Messenger RNA from Pocillopora verrucosa, 1685 nucleotides. Its product is annotated as heart- and neural crest derivatives-expressed protein 2. Gene Ontology annotation, molecular function: protein dimerization activity; RNA polymerase II transcription regulatory region sequence-specific DNA binding; DNA-binding transcription factor activity, RNA polymerase II-specific. NCBI's taxonomy places the organism in Eukaryota, Metazoa, Cnidaria, Anthozoa, Scleractinia, Pocilloporidae. Gene Ontology annotation, biological process: developmental process; regulation of transcription by RNA polymerase II. The record is from RefSeq and is a predicted model, not a curated record.
CGUGGUUAUCUGUAAUUCCACGUUUUUAAAGCUCUGUAAUUGGAUGAUAAGUGUUAGGUAAUGCGUUGAUAAACUUCCGUCAUCUAGUUUGAGACGCAGUUGGGUUGCGUUUCGCAGCUGCGAAAUCCGUAGCUAUUUGUUCACUGUGGAAGAGGUUUCAAAGUCCUCGCGAAGUAUCUAUUGAUUGCAGAACCGUUCCUUACCAGAAGAGCUAUCAUUUUCAUCGUAAAAUGGAGCAACCCUUGAAAGAAGAGAAGUUAAAGAGCGAGUCGUGUGAUCAACCGAGUUCGUCAGCUCCCGACACAGGCAGCUCUGAGUUUCCUCGCGGCUCCGCAAAUCGUAAAGAAAGAAAACGCACUCUUACAAUGAACACAGCAUUUGCUGAGCUUCGGGAUCAUAUCCCAAACGUCCCCCCAGACACGAAGCUUUCGAAAAUCAAAACACUCAGGCUUGCCAUUAGCUACAUCAAGUUUCUGAUGGAAAUUCUCGAGGAGAGCAAUGAAGGGAAGACGAGCCGCAGUCAUCGCAACUUUGUAGCGGAUUUAUCGUUUCAAAAUGAGGGCCGAGAGAAGAGAAAAAGAGAAAAUAAUCUUGCCAGCCAAAAUGAUUCUGCUCAGAGAAAGAGAGGUCGAACGGGAUGGCCGCAGUAUGUAUGGGCAAUGGAGCUGAGGAACUAAGAUGCUCUGCCACUCCGAACCUGCUUAAUUCCUAAUACCUCCGGGCGCAAAAUGCGAACGUGAGUCCCAGGAAAGAGAAACAGAUUUUUAAACGUUGACGGUAUGGGUCGCACUUGCGAAAUCACGACUCACACGUACUCUUGGAUCAGCCACAAUUGAAUGCAUCACAUCUAUUUCCGAACCUUCGCCUGUUGUCUGCGGGACGCUAUCAUAAGACACUUCAUCUUAUUGUUCUACCGUAAUUUCGUCGUUUCAAUUUUACAAGUUAGAUGUUGGCUCUUAAAUUCACUGAUCUAGCGAACAUUGCUUUAUUACGACGUGUACAUGCAAAGCAACAUACGAAGCGUCCAAAUAAAGGUGUGAGGGGAGAUGGCUAAAUCUUCAAUGGUUGAACAAUUAAAUUCGCAAUAUAGUUUUAAUCGAUCGGUGAGUGAAAUUUUAAGCUUUUUUGACGGAGAUGGCGAAGGCGCUAGAUGCGCAUGGGAACACUCGAGAGUAUAGUGUAAAAUAAUAAACAUUUAUGGGAUUAGUUUGUUAUUGCGGAUAGUUUUGUUUUGCAGCAAAGAUAAUCAACAGCUAUGGCACUUGAGCAUCGCGAGCGACCAAUGUGAAAUAAUAUCUCGCUUAUUCUUUAAAACGUGAAUCAUUUCUCAGCAAAAUUUCACCUAUAAUAUAGAGACAACCUCUAUUUUUUAAACGUACUUGAUGACCCUUGUAAAAAACGUUGCUACAUAGACCUAUUAUCAUAAUUCAACAGAGCUCUUGUGUAGUUUAUAUUUAACAUAGAUGAAAAUCUUUGGUUGAUUUUUAAACACUUAAAGUAGUUUGUUAACUUCAAGGUACAUCAGUGAGUAAGUGGGUGGAACGAAAACACUUUAAGCUUAUUUAUUGUUAUUUUACUCGAAGUUGUGAAUAUUUAUAAAAUUACUUACUGUUUUUACUCGAAGCGCGUCACAGAAAUUUCUCGUUAAAUAGCUAUCAAAAUGUAAUAUACAAUUAAACAGAAAA